Molecule: messenger RNA, 1485 nt
Organism: Naegleria lovaniensis
Lineage: Eukaryota; Heterolobosea; Eutetramitea; Acrasida; Naegleriidae
Exons: 3
Coding region: 1-1485 (494 amino acids)
Biological process (GO): retrograde transport, endosome to Golgi
Cellular component (GO): Golgi membrane; Ric1-Rgp1 guanyl-nucleotide exchange factor complex
Source: RefSeq, a predicted model, not a curated record
AUGGUGAUCGUGCUGUAUACUGCACUGCGAGAGAGCUGUGUGUUUGCUGGAUCGAGCAUAUCCUUCUCAAUAUCACUCAUGAAUGCACCAAGUGAGAGUGUCGAUGAAAACGGUCCAUAUCAUGGAAAAUUGGUGGAUGUUUUUUCUGAUCGACUAGAUGUGUUCGGAGUUGAAGAUAAAUCAAGCCAAAAUGUAGCAUCACCCAACACGAGUUAUUAUUCAACAACAAGCAAUUCUUCUGGAGGACUAUUUUCAUGGUUCUUUUCAUCAUCUGCAACAACUAGCCAAGAAUCUUCUGAACCAAUGGAUACAUGGAAAGUGGAUAAAUUGUAUGGACAAGUGUUUGGAUUGUGUUCAGGAGAUGCAAAAUGCUUGAAAGACAUCAACAUGUCAUCACCGAAGGCAUCACCGAAUCAAACAUUAUUUAACGAUGAUGAAAAUAACCCCAAGAACAGUGAUGUGGAAUUUCCUUCAUUAGUGCCUGUAAAGUCAAAUAGUAAGCCAAUUUUUGCAUCCAAACCAAAAAGCUUUUUGGAUGAAGCCAUUUCUCUUUCGUCCUUAGAAAAAAAGACAAUAACUGUCUCUGUAUCAAUACCAAACGAAAUACCGCCAAGCUUUAAGGGCACUCAUAAGAAAGUGAUUACUGUUCCAUUCAAAGUUUAUAAUCCAUUCUCCUCCAUUUGCUCUAUUAAUUCUUCAUUUUUAGAUACCUUUGAUUUUAAAUGGGACAUUCAUGGAUUGUCCAAGAAACACAAGAAUGUACAAUUAGAAGAUAUUUCUUACAAGUACAUGUUGACGUCAAACGCAAAUAUUUCUCCCUUUUUCUACUCAUUUAGUCAAAUUUCAAAUAUUGUAGCUCAAAAUUCCAAAACUAAUCAUUAUGACAUUGCAGAUGAAUCAAGUUUAGUGUGUAGAGUUUCACUAUCGAGUAAUGCUUUUUACAUAGGAGACACAAUAUUAGGAAUUUUUGAUUUUACAAAGAGUGUGAAACUUUGUGCGAAGGUGAAAUGUAAAUUAAUGUAUCAAGAACAAGUAGCAUCAACUAUCAUUGUAGAUUACUACAAGCAAACACAAUCAACCACGGAAAACAGUCACAAUUCGGAAUAUACAUCAUUUGAUCCUGAAUACUAUCAACCAUUAAGAAAUAAGGCUACUUUCAACAAAGUCUCCAGAUUUGAUCGAUAUACACUCAAUACUAUCACCUCUGAUUUUAGGAUGAUCAUUCCUCCACACUCACCAUCUCAAUUCUCAUCUGAUCUCAUCAAAGUCGAUUGGUUUUUGCAAUUUAAAUUUUACCUCAUUGAUGGAACCCUUACCGAUGAAAGAGUUCAAGUUCUCAGUACAAAAAACCUUUCCGAGAAAAAAGACAAAUUUAAGGUGAAGCCAAUGACCUGGCUUUUACCAAUCCACGUUUUUGUUCCCUCCAAUUUCCGCCCUCUUCACGAACAAAGCCAAAGCAAAGAACAAUGCAUUGUAGUUCUUUAA